Molecule: messenger RNA, 2015 nt
Organism: Daphnia magna
Lineage: Eukaryota; Metazoa; Arthropoda; Branchiopoda; Diplostraca; Daphniidae
Exons: 4
Coding region: 803-1129 (108 amino acids)
Source: RefSeq, a predicted model, not a curated record
GAAAAUUACAAGUGCUGUGUGAUGCUUACCCCUCCUUUAUUGCUAUUUUCGCCUACCUUAUGACAUCAUCUUCCCGAUUUCCUUCUCUUUUUGGCCGUUGUCAAUUGCGAUUUAAGGCCACGUAUUUUCUUGUCUUAAAUUUUCAUUCAAAACGUUAUGAUGGUAAGAAUAAAAGAAGGACGUGUCCUUUAAUGCCAUUGCAAUGUCAAACUCUAACUGGAAUCGUAGGAUUGACAAUAAUUGUCAUAAAUAAACAAUAAGGAUCCUACAUAAGAUUGUCGUUGCUUUUUCAACGGGUAACUGAUUGAAUGAUAGAAUGACAAGGGACAUUGCUUAAUGCUUAUACGGGUAAAUACAAAUCUAAAUAUUGAACUCUAAUAGUAAAUUGAACUCGGCGAUUAAUAUUUGCGCUCUCGUUUCGUAUAACUCUUAGCCAAUGCAUAAACCCAUUAGUGUCGACAUCGGCCGCAAGGUGAUAUGGAGGAUUCUUGCAUGUCAUUAACGGUGUUGAUGCGUGAUGCCACACCCUAAAUCGAAAACCCACGAUAGCGAUUGCAAAUGCAGCAUGAGAGGAUCUUCGCUACACCACACAGUGCAAUAGAGGCGGGGUAAGAAACUGGAAAUUCGAAAAUGUUCAACUUCAAGAUGCCUUUGGGCUAAAGCGAUGAAUCAGGGUGGCGGUAGGUAUUAUAAAAAUGAACGUGUGAAGUGGAAGUAAACCAGUUACGUUGGUGCCUUCAAACUGACUCCAUCGUCGGCAACAUAUUGCAUCGGCGAAAUAUUGCAUAUUCGGCUGUCAAUCAUGCGGGACUACGAUGUCAUGCUGCUGUUCGCUUUUGCCCUUUCGAUGGCUACAUCGGCGGGUACCGAUGGGUUUGUCCUCAUCUGGACACUAGACUACACAACCCCUACGCCCUACUACACCACCUCGUAUGCUGCUCCCUCUUACAGCACCAAGGCUCUCGAAUAUUAUACCACAUAUGCAGCUCCCAGCUACUACACCGAGUCUCCCAACUACUUAGUCUACUACACGACCAGAACGCCCAAAUACUACACGACCAUAUACUCCGCUCCAACAUACUACACUCAAGCCAUUAAAUACUAUGCUGCUCAAAGGGGGAAAAUAUAACUUUUUGUUCGAAACUGUGGCUAUUGAAAUAAUGCAGGGAAACUUAUGAAGACAAAACCAAAAUCAUGUCUUGAGUUCUUUGAGGUAAAAAUUUGGUUGUGGGACAGCAUGCCAUUCCUGAAUUGUUAUUUCUACAGAUUCACUUGAACUUAACACCAGAGAAGGACCUGCCUUUGAUCAGAAACAGAACUGGUGAUAUCCAUAGCAAAAUAAACUGUGAACUUUUACUAUUAAAAAUGGAGAAGUUGUGCAAUGUAGGACCACACUCAAGACACAAUUAAAUAGGAGUGCCUUGUAACACAACUUUAUUGAAGGCAAACUUUGACAGUACAGAAAUUGGUAUGCAUUUUGAUAACAGGAAACUUUUCCUAGUUAAGGUGAAAAGACCGAAUGGUAUAGUGAUAGUUGCCUUUCUGGCUUUACCUGAUACUUUUUUUACUGUGUAAGCUGCAGAUUAUCUUUGUUUUGUUUGAUGCCACAUUCAGUAUGUUGUGUGCUCAUUUUUGCCUUUGAAAUUAUUUUAGGAAACUUAUUGGUGCUGCAUGCUGAUGUUGUUCAUGUUAACGCGAUUUGGAUCUUGGGGUUUGGAUUAGUUAGAAAUAUUAGGAUAUUUCGAGGGCCACAGGUACGUGCCAUCUUGAACUGUUAUUUUUUCUCAGGCUGCAAGGUUCUUUGGUAGAGUGAGUGAUUAGUCGAUGUUUGUUAAAGCAAGCAGUAAGCAAUAAAAUUUAAUUUAAUUAAAAAAAAACAAGAAAAAAUGAAUUUGUUGGUUUUUGUUUUUGUUCUUCAUUUUUAAUAAAAAUAAGCAUUCAAGGAAACUAAUAUUAUCAUCUCUCUUUCUCUUCUUGUGCCCAAGUAGAAAACAUGCAUGAUGAGCACUGCGGAA